GAUCAGAGUCAGAGUCGGAGGUUGUCAGAGUUUCAAGUGCACACCUGGUGCGAGUUGUAUCGCGUCAAGCAAUAUUUCAGCAGCGUGAGUUACUUGGUGCUUGUACUGACUUGCAUAGCGCGGGCAGCGUUAAGUUCAGCAACGAGCACUCAGCACAGCAUAUGAUUCAGGCGGAACAGAAUCUGAUAACGGAUUCUGACAGCUGCAAUCCUCUGAUCUUUUGGUUGGAGAAACUCUUCUUGAGGCUCUGCAGCUGCCAGUCCUUCCCUCGAUUGCUUUCCUAAGCUCAACCAAGUGGACUUCAUGUUUUUGUAGAACGGCCCAAUCCGUUCAUUGAGAUCAGGGACGCCGCCUUCCUUCGCGCCAAAGCAUGGUCUUCUGGAAGUCUGGGGCAAAAGAUGGCCCCCUCACGCCGAGUUCCGCAGUUGAACAUCGCAGGCAUUGGGUCGCCAAGAGAAGCACCCCUUGAGAAAUCUGAGGAAACCCUAGUCCCAAUCAGGAACCCUAUUUCUGAUGUGGUCUCUCCUCAGCCUGCCACAGGAUCUCACAACGAAAGCCAUGCAUUCUCCUCUGAGCAGCCAGUUGGGGUUGCUGCACAGCAUGCGGGCUCGGUUAUACAUAAGAGCUCGCACGAGUGGAAGCUCCUCUCGCCACGCAGCCUCGCAGCUCUCCAAUUCACGAACGAGUUGGACAACAUCCUCUCCAAGACUAACCUCAAGUCGGCGCCAAAUUCGCCCCGGCAGGGGGGUGCGAAUGGACCCGUGGGGAGACCCCAUCCGGGCACCAUACUGCGCAGCAAGAGCCAAAUCAUGGGCACGAACGCAGGCAGCGUUCCAACCCUCCUGGUCAACCAAAUGCUUGUUGGGGGUUCCAAAGAUAAGGAGAGCCAGUCUGCUGCGCCGAGUCCCAGGUUAUCCAAACCGAGUUUCGCGCAGACCCCUCCGCACUCUCCAGGGGGUUUGUUCAUCGAGCAAUUGGGAGGGAGUCAAUUCCAGCAAGCCAGGUUGGGGGCGCCAGAGAUCAGCCGGUUUGGGGCCGAGAGGUGGUUAGGCACUAACCCUGGUACUGACCAGCCCACUCCAGUCCCGGGGGAGUCAGCCCAGGCGGAGCCGAUUAUGCGGAACAAGGACAUGGUUAAGAGGCUGCAGCUGGAGAAAGGAAGCGGCGCGCCACGGAAGCGAAGCAGCAACGAGGGGAAGCUGCAAAAUAGGCCGCCCGACAGAGCGUCAGGGGUUUGGAGGCUUGAGGAUGCUGCCCCUCAGGAAAGCGCCAGCUUAGACGGCCUGGUGUCAAACUCCCUAGAGCUCGUGAAGAAGGAGAAUGGCUUGGGGGCUUUGACACCAGGGAACGGGGUUGCGGAGGAGAGGAAAGUCAAGCGGGGGCCAAUUCGAAUCAGGGCGGUUAAGCUGCCAGAACAGAGGAUUGUUGAGCAGGCGUCGUUAGGAGAGAGGGGAAAGGGGAGCCCAAGGGGGGACAGUAUUGGGGGGCAGCUCAAACUGGAAAUUGCUCCGGUAGAGACCCCCAUCGAAGCGAAACCGGAGCCCGAGUUUGUGAUAACCUGGACGGGGGAUCCCCCUCUCUUUCCCCAACCAAACCACGGCCGCGCCGCCACUCACGUCCCCCAACCCCUCUCCCUCCUCACCGCUCGCCAAGUGUCCGUCCUCAACCUCCCCGCUGACAUCAGCAAGAUGUCACCCAAGCACUCCCCCGGGGGGGGCAGCCCGCGCACGCCGCCAGUCUCCUCCGACCCCCCCCCCGUGCCUGAAAAGCACUUUCCGAUGGCGCCCCCCCAGCUCGGAUCGCUCACUCAGCGGCUGUAUGAAAAAGAUGACGUGCGGUUACUCCCCGGGUUUGGCGCUAACCACUGGGUAGUUUACGACCGGGAAAACCAGGCGGACCUCACGCCGUUCCCCACGUGGAAACCCCCCCGGAACGAGCCCCCGAAAAACGCGGAGCGCUCGCCCCGUGGGCCCACCCCCGGGUUCGAAAACGCGGUUAGCCCCCUAACCGGGGGGAAAACUAAAAGCGCGCUGCAGGUCGGUUUCGAAAACCUGAAAAUUGGGGCGGAUCUGAAAGGGAUCCUUGAGGGUCUCGCGAGCGACGUGGCGCCUCUUCAGCCCGCCAGCCACAACGCGCUAAUCCGCGUGGUUAAGGAGACGGAUUCCAGCGCAACUAGCAGCGGGAGGAAUACGCCCCGGGCGGCGGACGUGUUGAGCUUCGAGUCGCGGUUCGAGACUGGGAACUUGCGAAAGGCGACGCUGGUUGAAGAUAACGAGUACGAUUUGAUGUUGCAAACGGACGUCGGGAUGUCGGGUCACACGCAGUGGUUCUACUUCGGCGUGCGGAACAUGCGGCCCAAGACGAGGUACAAGUUCAACGUCCUUAACCUGCUCAAACCGAAGAGCCUUUUCCAAGAGGGGAUGCGCAUUCUCGCAUACUCAGAGCGUCUGGCAUCGACGAUUAAGCAGGGGUGGUUUCGUACCGGGGACGAGAUUGCGUACUUUCCGAACAAGGUUAAGAAGAAAGGGACGGGUUACUACACGCUAACCUUCGUGCUGGACCCGCCGUUUGCGGACGACACGCUCUACCUGGCGUACUGCUACCCGUAUACGUAUACGGAUCUGCAAGCGUAUCUGAAGGCUUUGUGUUCCGAUCCUGUCCGGUCGCCCUUCGUCGAACGGGAGCUCCUCUGUCGGACGCUGUCCGGAAACCGGUGCGAUCUGCUGACCAUCACCUCGCGUGGCGGGCAGGAAAAGGGCAAGCCCAAGAAGCGCGCGGUGGUCCUGUCCGCGCGCGUGCACCCGGGGGAGAGCAACGCGAGCUGGAUGAUGAAGGGCGCGCUCGACUUUCUCACCAGUGCGCGGCCCGAGGCGGAGAAACUGCGCGAGACCACGAUAUUCAAGAUCAUUCCGAUGCUGAACCCCGACGGCGUGAUCAACGGCAAUCACCGGUGCUCGCUCGCGCAAGUGGACCUGAACCGUCUUUACACCAGCCCGCUCCAAGAGCGCCACCCCACGGUGUGGCACAUCAAGGAGAUGGUGAAAAGGCUCCAGCAGGAGAGGGAGGUCAUAGCGUAUGUGGACCUGCACGGGCACUCAGCCAAGAAGAACAUCUUCAUGUACGGCUGCGAGAACAAGCACGCCCCCGCGGCCGCACCCGACGCCACCCCCGCGCCGCCGAGCUACGCGGCCGCGGCCGCGACCCGCCUCGCGGAGCGCGUCUUCCCAUACCUAGUUUCCAAGGCGGCUCCGGACGCGUUCUCGUUUCCGGACUGCAAUUUCCGCGUCCAAAAGUCCAAAGAGUCGACGGCGCGCGUCGUGGGCUGGCGCGAGUUUGGGCUGCUCAACUGCCUGACGCUCGAGGCGUCGUUUGCGGGGCCGUCGAUCGGGCGCGUAGCAAACCACCACUUUACCAUGGCCGAUCUGAUGGACAUGGGCGCCUCGCUCUGCCGCGCGCUCCUCGAAUACUGCACGGUCGCCGAAACGCCUUCCCCCGAGCGGUCUCUCCCAGACAUCCUCAAAGAGGUGGAGGCCGCCCAACCGGGCACUUCUCAGGGCGACCCAAACGGCUCCGACGAAGACUCCGAAGCCGGGAGCAGCGCGAGCGACGACGUUCCGCACGAUUUGCGUCAGGGAAAGGGCGGCCUCGCGUGGGCGCUCGGCGGCCGCAAGAGCGCCAAAACCCCGGGGGUUCCGGCGGGCGACGGUGCGGCCGCGGCUGCGGCCGCGCGCGCGCCCGCGAAGCGGAAGAAGCGGCGGAAGAAGGCGCGGAAGGUGGACCUCGAGGAGAUGGCACGCAAGAUGGGGACGGCGAAAGUGCACAGCGAGAUGGCCGCGAGCGUGUCGGCGAUGCUCCAGGCGAAGGGCGGCCGCGGGGUGGUUUGCGAAACCCCGCAUAAACCCGGGCGCUCGUCGUGGGCGCGGCCGUGGCCCGACGUCGCGCGGUUGUUGGGCGGCGAGGGGUUUGGGGUUUUAGACAAAGGGGCGUCGUUCCGGCGGCUUCCGGUGGAAGCCCCGAUUGUGGACCUAGGAGUUGAGGGGUCGGUGAUCAAACGGGCACCCCGGAGAACUAGCAAGGGCAACAUCCCGUUGCCCCGGUUGGAAAAGGGGACGUCGUUUAAACUGGCCCCCAUGCGGGAGCCCCCGCCCGACCUAGACUUGUCGUGGCUGCCGCCGCUUUGAGUUGGAAGAAUCGCGUUUUACCUCGUAGGUGAAGGACGCUCGCAUGCCAUUUGUGUUGGUUCUUGGCUUGCCGGUCGUUUGUGAUUCUUGGGCACUGCUUGGAGCAAGCAAAAUAAGGACGUACGAGCAAGGACCAAGAAAGUGUCGCCUGCUUCCACUGUCCACUGACUGAGAGCUCGAGAAUUCUUUACUAAUCGUUGCGGUCAUGGCAAUUCUUUCGGCAACUAUGACGACAUUUUCAGUUCGUUGCAACAGACAAGGCUCAAGCACAGA
Messenger RNA from Klebsormidium nitens, 4454 nucleotides. NCBI's taxonomy places the organism in Eukaryota, Viridiplantae, Streptophyta, Klebsormidiophyceae, Klebsormidiales, Klebsormidiaceae. The record is from the annotation of a GenBank genome assembly.